AUGGAGCUGCUCUAUGGGGCUGCUCUAUGGUGCUGCUCUAUGGAGCUGCUCUAUGGGGCUGCUCUAUGGGGCUGCUCUAUGCUGCUGCUCUAUGAUGCUGCUCUAUGGUGCUGCUCUAUGGAGCUGCUCUAUGAUGUAAUGAACGCCACGCACCAACUCCACUGCUCUGGCUCUGUGUGUCUCCUACCUCCUAACUCCUCUCUCCUACCUCCUGUCUCCUACCUCCUAACUCCUGUCUCCUACCUCCUAACUCCUGUCUCCUUCCUCCUAGCUGCUGUCUCCAUGCAUCUGUGUGUCUCCAAAAUCCAAUCUCCUCUGUCCUAG
Messenger RNA from Knipowitschia caucasica, 324 nucleotides. The record is from the annotation of a GenBank genome assembly. Lineage: Eukaryota; Metazoa; Chordata; Actinopteri; Gobiiformes; Gobiidae.